GUUUUGUCCGUGGCUUUGGACGGCACUGAUAGCACCCAUUAUCAGUACAAGAAACGUUCCAUUUCGCGCAUUACAGGUUAUUGGAAAUACGUUUGUCGAAUUUUUUGCUUAUAAUAACGAUGGUUGUGGUGCGCAAAAGACGGAUCUCGGUUGGCGGUUGUAGUUUUCGAAUUGUUUCGAGAUAAUCUCUGAAGAAUAACUCGUGCCAUGAGUGCAGGCUUCAGAAGUCCAAGUGAACUGUUGAAGACUAGGGAACACAAUGGAAACGUGGAGGAAGAGGAAGAAAAGUCAACAUUUUUCAGACGUUCAGCAAGUGAAAAGCAAUUCAGUGUGAGGAAGCUAGUGCACCAGUUCGAAAACCGUGCUAGUCAUCGCUUUGAGCGAAUCAGUGAAAGAUUUUCAUCGAAGCGGAAGAAAUUCGCACACGCCAAGAAGGAUGCUGAUUCCAGUGGGGCAAUUUCUACCAACACAGCAGCAGCAGAAGCGGAGAAGCCUUCGUCGACGGCAUUGUGGUAUCUACCCAACGAUAAGAUAACGGAAGAUAACGAAGAAUGGGAAUCUGCGGACGACGGAGAAAAACGUGAAGAUGACUACGAAGAAGACCUAAUUCCCGAUGCAAGCGAUAUCUGUGAUUGUUGGAAUGAGUUCAUAUACCUGCAACUCUCAAAGGAAAAUGCCGAAUUCCUAAACUCAUACGAUUCAGACUUUGAGGAGGAUUGCGACGAAACUUCAGCCGAAGCAAGUAACACAAUAAUAUCGCUAAAAUGGCCAGGAGAUGUUGUACAUUAUAUAGUGCACGGGUAUUAUCAGCCGACCGACCAAGGAAACCAACAGCUGGAGCAAGAUGUCGACGAUGACGACGAGUUUAGCGAAUCAGAUGGAUCGUCGUUCUCUGAUGAAGAAAUUUUAGUUGAACCAGAAGAAAAAGAUUCAAAACUUUCGUACCUCAUCAAUGAACUGAUUGAAACCGAAAGCAACUACAUCAACGCACUGGAAAGAGGAAUUGCGGCGUACAUUCAUAACGUGUUCGAAACCGAUCCUACUCCUAUAGAGUUGAAGAAUAUGAAGUAUCAUCUGUUCGGAAACAUCGAGUUCAUUCACAAGUUCCACAAAACGAUUUUUCUGCCAAAGCUCAUGGCUUGCGGAAAAGACGUACAAAAACUAGCAAAAGUGUUUUGCCAAUACUUGGAAAACGAUUCAUUCUAUGGAUAUGUUUUGUAUGCAUUGUACAAUACCAAAUCGCAGCGGUUAUGUGAACAGCUAGCUAAAUUUUUCGAAUCCCAGCAAAAUUGUAGUGGAGAUAAGCUCGGUGUCAAGAGCUUUAUUCUUCAGCCAAUUCAGCGACUUCCACGGUACAAAAUUCUACUCGAAAACAUCGCAAAGGCAUUACGCUCCAGUGAAUCCGUCUCCGGCGAUGAAUCUAGCACUCAGUUGAACGCUGUUCUCGGAGCAAAACAAAUGAUGGAGAGUUUCAUCACUAUUAUGAACGAAUCUAUGGCUGUGGUGGAGAUCAUGGAAUGCAAAGAACCAGAUGAUGACGAAGUAGAGCUAGGAUUCGGCGUACCUAAACCAGCAACCAUUCUUCGUGAGCAGAACAACAAAACUCAAUAUAUAUUUCUAUAUCCAAGAGAUUCAGAAAAUAUGAAAAAGGUUAAACCUAUUAAUUUGUUACAUCAAGGAAAAUUCAAGAAAUCCUUUCCAGUAUUCUUCAACGAUCUUCGACUCGACCGCCAGUACAAGGGAAAACUGUUUAUGUUCGAGCGAUGCAUUUUCUACACGGAAGAGUUGAAAACAAAACAGCUCAGCUACCGGGGUCACUUCAGUCACCAAGAAGUGUCUUAUGAUUUUAGCAAUCUGCAGAUUCUAAGAAUAAUAUCGAAAAAAGAUGCACACCACUCCAUUGAGGUCAAAAUUAACAUUCAAAUUCCAGAAACGAACCUUGCUGUCAUUGUAGAGCUUUUGCGCUCAAUCAUACUCAAGCGUGAAAGAAAGGAGAGCUUCGUCAUGGAGAGCAAAGAGCUGACCAUGAUAGGCCAUUCAGUAACGAAGAGAUUUCCCAGUAUUCGGAGUAGUUUUUCAAGCAAUGCUAGUGGUUCAAGCUGUUGGAGCACAUUAGAAGAUAAUCAAUUUGAAGACAGUACCAGCAUAGAUUGCAGUGCUCAAAUGAUGAACAGUGGAAACGAAACCUCGUUCAAUCAGAUUGUGAACUUUAUUCAAUAUUACGAAAAAGCAUUGGAGGAUAACAUAAAGUUUUACAUUUACUCUCAAUCGAAUGAUGUUCGAAGUCGAUUAAUCGAUUUAACUGAGGUUUUGGGAGAAAUGCUCAAAACACAACAAGACAUCAACUACCGACUAGUUGAAGAGAAUCUAUAUCGAAAUUCCGAGUUGAGCCUUACCCACUUCUGUGAUACAUUCCAUGACAGUAUAAAACGGUCUGAAUUUGACGUUUUUCUCCGUUAUGUACAACAUUUCAAAGCAGCAGAGAAUGUGUUGAUGACAUAUGAAAACUAUUGUACUGGAUUACCAAAACCAGAAAACAUGAUAUUCUUGUCGGUAGAUGCAUUUCUACAUCUUCCUGUUGAGUAUGUUAAUAGGUGUUGUACAUUUUUUGAAGCUGUAUAUAAUGACACACACAGCACUGUAGAGGAAAUCACGCUUAGAAAUACAUUACUCGACUACAAAAUCUCCUACGUGCGAAAUCAACUUUUAUUACUACGGCAGCGUGUCAAUGAAAACUAUUACAUUCGGCAGCAUAUCAUGGACGUCAACUUCCUGCAGGAAAUCGAGCUUGUACAAUAUUCUGAAAUAAUAAAACUAGACGGAUCAUACGCAAACUAUCGACUGUUUCUGAUGAAAACUGGAUUAUUGUGUAUGAAGAUAAAGCAAGACAUGCCCGAAACGUACAGUAGCGUAACUUUGUACUACCCGUACACGAAAACCACAGCCAGGAACAGUCACCGGAGUGGGAAACGGUGGACUGCAUACCUAGAUGGGCGGAGGACGACUUUGAUUUUCGAGGACAAACAGAAGAGACAUGCUUUCAACGAGCGAUACUCCACAUUGGCGGAACAAAUGCGGCAAAGGGAGGGCGUGACGAAGAAAUCGUUUUUCAGUUUGUUCGAAACAAGUUAACAAUAAAUAGGAAUCGGAAACAUUAUAA
Molecule: messenger RNA, 3160 nt
Organism: Aedes aegypti (yellow fever mosquito)
Lineage: Eukaryota; Metazoa; Arthropoda; Insecta; Diptera; Culicidae
Exons: 7
Coding region: 208-3132 (974 amino acids)
Biological process (GO): axon guidance
Cellular component (GO): cytoplasm
Molecular function (GO): guanyl-nucleotide exchange factor activity
Source: RefSeq, a predicted model, not a curated record